Molecule: messenger RNA, 4049 nt
Organism: Plectropomus leopardus (leopard coralgrouper)
Lineage: Eukaryota; Metazoa; Chordata; Actinopteri; Perciformes; Serranidae
Gene: sgsm1a
Product: small G protein signaling modulator 1a
Biological process (GO): activation of GTPase activity
Molecular function (GO): GTPase activator activity
Source: RefSeq, a predicted model, not a curated record
GAGACAGGAUCCAUGGCAACAAUCAUGGCAGAGGCAGAGACCCGUCAGAGGCUGCUGCGCACCGUCAAGAAGGAGGUGAAGCAGAUUAUGGAGGAAGCCGUCACCCGGAAAUUUGUUCACGAAGACAGCAGCCAUAUUGUGUCCUUUUGUGCUGCAGUGGAGGCAUGUGUUUUGCACGGGCUGAAGCGGCGAGCAGCGGGUUUUCUGCGUAGCAACAAGAUAGCAGCGCUCUUCAUGAAGGUGGGGAAGAGCUUCGGCCCAGCUGAGGAGCUGUGUAGGAAGGCCCAGGAGCUCGAGCAGAUCAUCGAGACAAAACGAAGUCAAAGCUUGCAAAGUCAAGACAGCCUUCGCAAGAUGCCUCGCUUGCCCAGCCUCAACCCACAGGGAGUCAAGAACCUGUGGAUCCGUACCGCUCUAUUUGAGAAGGUGCUCGACAAGAUUGUGCUCUACCUGGUGGAGAACAGCAGUAAAUACUACGAGAAAGAGGCUGUUCUAAUGGACCCUGUGGACGGACCUAUCCUUGCGUCUUUGUUAGUUGGACCUUGUGCUUUGGAGUACACAAAGAUGAAAACAGCCGACCACUUCUGGACGGACCCGUCUGCUGACGAGUUGGUGCAAAGACAUCGUAUCCAUGGUGGCCACUGUAGACAGGAUUCUCCCACUAAGAGACCUGCACUGUGUAUCCAAAAGCGGCACUCCAGCAGCAGCAUGGAUGAACGCCCUUCCCCCUCGCCGUCAGCUCGUGAAUAUGUGGAGUCACUACAUCAAAACAGCAGAGUGACCCUACUGUUUGGCAAAAACAAUGUGCUCGUACAACCGAGGGACGACAUGGAGGCUAUCCCAGGUUAUCUCUCUCUGCACCAGAAUGCUGACCUCAUGACUCUGAAGUGGACGCCCAAUCAGCUCAUGAACGGCUCUGUGGGAGACUUGGACUAUGAACGCAGUGUAUACUGGGACUAUGCCAUGACGAUCCCUCUAGGAGAUAUAGUUUACUUGCACUGUCAUCAACAAGUUGACAGUGGGGGGACGGUGGUGCUGGUCAGUCAGGAUGGGAUCCAAAGACCUCCUCUUCGCUUCCCCAGAGGAGGCCACUUGCUCCAGUUCCUCUCCUGCCUGGAGAAUGGCUUGCUUCCCCACGGCCAGCUGGACCCGCCGCUCUGGUCCCAGAGGGGAAAGGGUAAGGUGUUUCCCAAGCUGCGAAAGAGGGUUCCUCAGGGAUCUGGAUCCUCGGACUCGGUCUCAGAUAAGGAGGAGGACGAGGCCACAGACUAUGUCUUCCGCAUCCUCUUUCCAAACAGCCAGUCAGAGUUUGUGACUCCUCCAGACUUGAUGGAUCAGGGAGCUACAAUGUGGCAUCCCACUCUCAGGAAGUCCUCAUGUUCCUCUUGUUCUCAGGGGAGCCUCUCUGAUGGGGCAACGCCCAAGGGGUGCAACCAUGAGAGGGCUCCUCUGAAGCUGCUGUGCGACAACAUGAAGAAUCAGAUCAUCUCUCGGGCGUUUUAUGGCUGGUUAGCAUACUGCCGUCACCUGUCCACUGUGCGUACACACCUCUCUGCUCUCGUCAAUCACACCAUUGUGGCACCUGACAUGCCGUGCGAUGCCUACACAGGGCUCACCACAGAUGUGUGGCAGACGUAUCUCCAGGACUGCACAGCAUACGAGGAGAAGGAGCUGCUUCGUCUGGUCUACUUUGGUGGCGUGGACGCCUCGCUGCGUAAAGAGGUGUGGCCUUUCCUGCUGGGUCAUUACCAGUUUGGAAUGUCAAAAGCUGAGAGGAAGGAGGUGGAUGAUCAGGUCCGAGUGUGCUACCAACAGACCAUGCGUGAGUGGCUCGGCUGUGAGGAGAUUGUCCGCCAGCGAGAGAAGGAGCAGCACGCCGCAGCGUUAGCAAAGUGCUCUUCUGGAGCGAGCAUGGACAGUCAGAAGAUGACCCACCACAACUCCACCAUCAGCAAUGAGUCCUCUCAAAGUUCAGAAAGGCAGAGUCUGGCUCGCCUGCAGAGUGAUUCCAGCAGCAGCACACAGUUCUUUACAUCCUCCCAUCCCUUCCCCUGGAGUAGCUUGCUUCCCUUUGGCUUGUUCUUUCAGGUGUUUGAGUCUGUAGAGGAGGUGGACCAGAUCGAGACGGAGCCCAAGAGUGAAGAGGCCAAACAGGUGCCAAAGAUACCAAAUGGAGCCCUGCAGAACGGGACAAGCUCUCCUGACUCUGGACAUCCUUCUUCUCGCAACUUCUCAGUCACCUCUGGCUUGUCUGACGGCUCCCUCAGCACAGAGGACAGCGCUGCACCUGAUAUGAUCCUGAGAGCUGCAGCUGUCCCUCAGGUGCCACAGAGCCCAGUCAAACCUGCAGGGGUGGGGAGUGAAUAUCUGACAGAGGAGAUGGACAGCCAGGUGAAAGGAAAAGAGAUGGACAAAGAGCAGGAGAAGGAGAAAGCACCUGAUGCAACGAAAACUGGAGAAAAUACAGAGGAGCUGGUGAAUGCCAACCAAGAUACAAGUCUUCAAAACAAAAUACAAAAAACUGUUGAGGAGUCUGCAGCAAUUAAAACAGAGUGGCCCAAGUGUGAAGAUCAAGAUGUGCUGGCAGACAUUCAAGCAGUUAAAUCUUUAGAGUUUGGGGAAACAGAAAAAGAAGUGCCAGAUGAAGAUACAUCAGUGAUUUCAGCAGCUGCUACAGAAUCAAAAGGAGAACUUGUUGAGCAAAGUCUCAAAAAAGAAGCAGAUGUGUCUUUUGAGGAAGCAACAAAGCUUAAGAAAACUUCAGAAGCAAAUGUUGAAAAGACAAAGGAAAUAAACGAAUCAAAGACAAGUAAACCAGAAAUGUUGGCAGAAAGAGAAAAUAUAUCCGUUGAUCCUGUGGCUCCCAAAAUUGAAAAGAACCUGCUUUUCUCAUCAGAUACCGCGGUCUCAAGAGCAAGAGAAGCCUACUUUAUCUCUCAGACAGACGAGCCUCAGGUCAUGACUGAAUCUGACGAGUCUCCCUCUGCCAUAGAGAUGGAGGAAAUUCCCAAAGCCAAAGUUUCCAUGGUGCCUUGGAGCAGGAGGGGACGUCAUGAAGCAUCCUCUCUUUCUGAGGACUCGGCCCCCCACAUGGAGCUCAGGCAGAGGGAUGAGCAGGGAAAGCCCAGUCCAGAGAGCACAGAGUCCAUCCUUUGUGAGGAGCCAGAGAUGGACAGCCUUUACCCAAACUUUGGCUCUCUGGCCGAGUCUGGAGACACCAAGAAUAAAGCGACCUCUCAAGAAUCUGCUGGGAGCAUCUUCUCUCAAGAGCUCCUGGACUUGUACACGUUAAAUCUUCACCGCAUUGAAAAGGAUGUCCAACGUUGUGACCGAAACUAUUGGUACUUCACUCCUGCCAACCUGGAGAAACUGCGUAACAUCAUGUGCAGCUAUAUCUGGAGGCACCUUGACAUCGGUUACGUGCAGGGCAUGUGUGAUCUGCUGGCUCCACUUCUAGUCAUUCUGGAUGACGAGGCCAUGGCCUUCAGCUGCUUCACUGAGCUCAUGAAGAGAAUGAAUCAAAACUUUCCUCACGGAGGAGCUAUGGAUACUCACUUUGCCAACAUGCGCUCUCUAAUCCAGAUCCUGGAUUCUGAGCUGUUUGAGCUAAUGCACCAGAACGGAGACUACACCCACUUCUACUUCUGCUACCGCUGGUUUCUCCUAGACUUCAAGCGAGAGCUGGUGUAUGAUGACGUAUUUGCAGUGUGGGAAACUAUCUGGGCAGCCAAGCAUGUCUCUUCCAGUCACUUUGUCCUCUUCAUUGCACUGGCGCUGGUGGAGAUCUACAGGGACAUAAUCCUGGAGAACAACAUGGACUUUACUGAUAUCAUUAAGUUCUUCAAUGAGAUGGCUGAGCACCACAACAUAACGCAGAUUUUGACCCUGGCCAGAGAUCUGGUGUGUAAGGUGCAGCUGCUGAUAGAGAACAAGUGAUGUUGCCGUUUGUUAUUUCUUAACUUCCAAGUAAAGUGUGACUGGCUGUAGCAGCGCAAGAGUAAAAUACAUGUAAGCACACACACACACACUCUCUCUCUCUCUCUCUCUUU